AUGGACAAGAAGGUUAAACCGCGUGAGGGGUUGCGAUGUGGAUGGAACCAGGGUGACGUUAACGAAAUCUCCCGCUCAUCUCUCGUCCUCGACGUCAACACUAUCAUCGACAAAUCCAUUGCAUCCUUCACUCCCAAUACAUCCUCUUGUCCGGCCACUCUGAAGGCCAAAUCGUCUCCACCUCCAGGCGACCCGUCUCAAGACCGCACACCUGUGACAAGCUCGCUUGCCUCAACACAGCCUAGCCGACAUGAAGCUCAACCGCGCUAG
This is a messenger RNA of Parastagonospora nodorum SN15, 270 nucleotides long. RefSeq lists its product as hypothetical. NCBI's taxonomy places the organism in Eukaryota, Fungi, Ascomycota, Dothideomycetes, Pleosporales, Phaeosphaeriaceae. The transcript has 3 exons. The record is from RefSeq and is a predicted model, not a curated record. The coding region runs from base 1 to 270 and encodes 89 amino acids.